AUGGCUACCAUGGACAAGAUCUUUGCUGGCUACGCCAGCCGGCAAGCCGUCCUCGAAAAGAGCAACAACAUAUUCACAAAGGGGGUUGCCUGGAUUGAAGGAGAAUUGGUUCCUCUGGCCGAAGCCCGUGUUCCUUUGCUUGACGAGGGUUUCAUGCACAGCGACCUGACCUACGAUGUCCCCUCGGUCUGGGAUGGCCGAUUCUUCCGACUCGACGACCACAUGGAUCGACUCGAGGCCAGCUGCGCCAAGAUGCGGCUCAAGCUGCCUCUGCCUCGCCAGCAGGUGAAAGAUAUCCUAGUGGACAUGGUGGCCAAAUCCGAGAUCAAGGACGCUUUCGUCGAGCUGAUCGUUACUCGUGGUCUGAAAGGCGUCCGCGGCCACACUCCAGGGGAAAUGUUCAAGAACAAUCUCUAUAUGCUUAUCCAACCUUUUGUCUGGGUCAUGGACCCGGGUGUUCAAGCGACCGGUGGUGCUGCAGUUAUUGCCCGUACUGUCCGACGCGUCCCACCGGGUGCUAUAGACCCUACCGUCAAGAACUUGCAGUGGGGCGAUCUUACACGGGCUCUCUUUGAAGCAGCAGAUCGGGGUGCUACGUAUCCAUUCCUUACCGAUGGAGAUACAAACCUGACAGAGGGUUCCGGGUUCAAUAUCAUCCUGAUCAAGGACGGCGUGCUCUACUCCCCAGACCGCGGCAUUCUACAUGGUGUGACGCGGAAAAGUGUGAUGGAUGUGGCGCGAUCUCUAGACAUCGAAAUCAGGGUCGAGACUGUUCCUAUCGAACUAGCCUACGAGGCUGACGAGGUGUUUAUGUGCACCACCGCAGGAGGAAUUAUGCCCAUCACAACGCUUGAUGGCCAGCCCAUACAAGACGGCAAGGUUGGUACAAUCACAAAGAAGAUCUGGGAUGGAUACUGGGCCAUGCACUACGACCCGAAGUACAGUUUCGCAAUUCAAUAUGACGGCACCAAGCAGAACGGAGUGGCCAAAAAUGGCAAAGCGAACGGAGUCAAUGGAGUAAAUGGACACGUAUGA
Messenger RNA from Capronia coronata CBS 617.96, 1035 nucleotides. RefSeq lists its product as uncharacterized. Gene Ontology annotation, molecular function: catalytic activity. The coding region runs from base 1 to 1035 and encodes 344 amino acids. The record is from RefSeq and is a predicted model, not a curated record. The transcript has a single exon. Gene Ontology annotation, biological process: carboxylic acid metabolic process. NCBI's taxonomy places the organism in Eukaryota, Fungi, Ascomycota, Eurotiomycetes, Chaetothyriales, Herpotrichiellaceae.